UUAAAAAGUUUCUUUCUCCCGUUAUGUUUAUUCUUCAAACGAAUUAUCAGUAGUAACUUUUUUUUAAAUUUGUUUAUUUCAUUUUAUGUGUAUGGGCGUUUUGCCUGUAUGUAUGUCUGGGUAUCAUUAUGUGUGCUUGGAGUUUGUGGAGGCUAGAAGAGGUUGUCAUAUUCCCUGGAACUGAUGUUACAGUUGUGAGCUGCCAUGUAGUACUGGGAAUUGAAUCCAGGAACCCUAGAAGAACAUCCUUUGCUCUCAACCACUGAGCCAUCUCUCCAUCCUCCAAUGGUAACUAUUCAAAACUAGUUAAAUCGUUAACAGUUCAGAAAUAAUUAAAAAGCAAGAAUGAAAAAAAAAUGUAAUAGAAAGUAGCAAUAGAAGGAUCAGGAGGUCAAGGCCAGCUUUGAAUGCAUAAUGAAUUUGAAGCCAGCCUGAACUACAAGAAAUCCUAACUUUAAAAAAAGAAGAAGAAGAAGAAGAAGAAGAAGAAGAAGAAGAAGAAGAAGAAGAAGAAGAAGAAGAAGAAGAAGAAGAAAAAGUAAAGCCAACUGUAUUGAUGCAGUCCUUUAGUCCCAGCUCUCAGGAGGCAGAAUGCACCAUGUAUGGUGGCACAUUCCUAAAAUCUCAGGUGUGCAGAAAGUUGAAGCAGGAAGCUUGUGAGUUGGAGCCAAUUUGGGAUACAAGUGAGACUAAUGUAAAUACUUUAAUCCUACUUAUAAUAGUGAUAAAUUGUACUUCUAUUUCUUGAGGUUCUUUUGUUGGACUUAAUAAGUUAAAUGUUUUAGUAAAGAAAUGUUCAUUUUUGAAAUGCGUUUAUAGUUAAAGGUAGUGGUUUAGAACAAUACUUAAUUUUCAAGAUGACAUCAGACCAUUCACAAAAGAAGAAAAGAAAUUGAUGCACAACAUUUCUAAUAAUAAGAGAAAUGUUAAGUUCAACAAUUACCAGUGUUUCUUAGGAAAGCUACUGUGAGAGGGAAACUUACUACAAAUGACUGAAAAUCAGUUCAGCGAAAUACAAAAGCAAUAUUAACGUAUGUGUUAGGAGAGUUUUUGUUUGUUUGUUUCUGGUUUUUAGUUUUUCAAUUCUCUGUAUAGUCUUGGCUGUCCUGGACACACUUUGUAGACCAGGCUAGCCUCAAACUCACAGGGAUCUGCCUGCCUCUGCCUCCCUAAGUGCUGGGAUUACAAGCAUGUGACAUUGCACCUGGCUGUAUUAGGAGUCUUAAAACAUCUCAUACCUGCCUGUGAAGAUUGCUCAACCAGUUAAGUGCCUAUACUGAGAACCUGAGUUCAGAUCCCUAGAACUCACAAAAGAGCCAUAACCCUUGUACUAGGGAGGCAGAGACAAAUAAAUUCUUGGAGAUCAUUGGCCAAGGUGGAUAGUGAUUGAUGAAGAUGCCAAUAUCAACUUCUGGUCUCCAUAUGAGGCAGUGUGUGUGUGUGUGUGUGUGUGUGUGUGUGUGUUGACACACAAAGGUACACACUCACACAGAAGCCACCUCACAUCUGGGUAAAGAUGUGGCUCAGUGGUAGAGUGACCUAGCAUGUGUGAGCUGCUGAAUUCAAUCUUUUAUACCACAAAGGAGAAAAUAACGGAAAAAAUAAGCUCUCAGAUCUAAGAACAAAAUAAGAAAAAAAACCAAAAACACACAUAGAAAAUAUGCUUUUAUUUCUUUACUUAUAUAAGACAGUAGAAAUUAAUGUGUACCACAGACAAACUACUGAGUAACCUGGCUUAUGGUACUAGAGUGCAUACACUUGGUUGUGCGGUUUAUUGCUUCUGCAAUUAUGACCUCAGAUCUGUCACUUAUCUUUUUGUAUCUGUUUUCUCACUUACAAUUUUUUAUAAGUGGGAAUAAUUUUUUAGGUUAUACGGAAUACUAAAUACUCUGCUUAGAACAGUAUUUGGUAAAUAUUGAGCAUUUUUUAACUUUAAAUAAAAGUUUAGAAUCAUAUAUUUAUGAUAUUAAAGUGGGAUAUUAAACCAUGUUGUCUCAAUGGUAGAACAAAUGCACAAGGUUCUGGGUAAAUCCCUGCACCAAAAGCAAGAUGGAAAUAAACCCAAACCAUGUAGAAUGGAAAAGGAAAAAAAUAAAUAAAUAAAUAAAUAAAUAAAUAAACGGGAGGGAAAAUACUGGAAAUAAUUUUUUAAAUGUUAGUGUCCAUGUCUAUAUAGAAAGUAUUUUUUAAUGCUUUUCCAUAUUUCUUAGAUUUCUAAAAUAAACAUUUAAAUAAAUUGUAUCAAUAAAUUUCAUUUUAAAUCUAAAUUGAAGAUUGUCCAAACUUGUAAGUAUACUGAGUAUAUUAUUUUAUGCAUUUCAGAUAAGUGAGUUAUUUGGUUUGUGAUUAUAUCUCAGUAAAGCUGUGUAAAUUUAAAGAAAAAUACUUAAAUUGAGAAAUCUGAGCUGGUCACAGUGACACUCACCUGUAAUCUCAGCACCCGGGGAGGCAGAGGCAGAUGAAUUUCUGUGAAUUUGAGGCUAGCCUGGUCUACAAAGUCAGUCCAGGACAGUCAAGGCUACACAGAAAAACCCUGUCUCAAAGAGAGAGACAGAGAAAUCUGAGGACUUCUAAACAGCUUUUGAAGUAACUAGAAGUAGUUUCUUGGGUAUUGUAUUCAAAUUUAACUGUUUUGCUUAAAUAAUAUGUUCUGAGAUGAGUAUGUUUAAUUAUUUUAAAACUUUCUCUUUGACCCAUCUUCUCAAAUGGCUGCAGGAAGCCCAAGGACCAAGUGGUCAGGGAGGUGGAGACUGAGUGAGAUGCCUCACUAAGAUGUCCAAGCUGACCUACUGCAACCUCCCAGGCUAGGAGAUCCAGCUUAAAGAAUGUGUCUGACCUGUUUGUGAUGGGAGGUGCUCUCAUUCUGGAGUCCGCAGCUCUCUUGCACUGGCUGGAGAGGGAAGGCUAUGGACCUCUUGGGAUGACUGGAAUAUCCAUGGGAGGACAUAUGGCCUCCUUAGCAGUAUCCAACUGGCCCAAGCCCAUGCCAUUGAUUCCAUGCCUGUCUUGGUCCACAGCAUCUGGGGUCUUCACUACGGGUGUAUUGAGUAAAUCAAUUAAUUGGCGGGAGCUGGAAAAGCAGUAUUAUACACAGACAGUUUAUGAAGAAGAAAUUAUUCAUAUGCUUGAAUACUGUGGGACAGAUUCUUUCAAAAUGGGACAUGAGUUCAGGAAACACUUCCCUGGCAGUGCAGACAAGCUGACUAACCUGAAUCUGGUUUCCAGAACUUUAAAUUUAGAUAUGACAGACCAAGUUGUAUCCCCAAAGCGUGCUGAGUGCCAUAAUUCUGGUAAAACAUCUGUCAGUGCUACUUCAAAAGGACACCUGUUGCAAGAUACCACUAAGAUGGAAUGCUUGAAUCAAACACUCUCAACUAACAAAAGUCAUUAUACAAGUUACAACCCUCAGUCAUUUCACCUGCUCAGCAGAGAGCAAAGAAGAAGCAAUCUUCAAAAAGAGUCUUUAAUAUUCAUGAAAGGAGUCAUGGAUGAAUGCACUCAUGUAGCAAACUUCUCAGUUCCAGUUGACCCAAGCCUCAUUAUAGUGGUACAAGCCAAAGAAGAUGCCUAUAUUCCACGAACAGGAGUUCGAAGCCUACAAGAAAUUUGGCCUGGUUGUGAAAUCCGGUACCUAGAAGGGGGUCAUAUCAGUGCUUAUCUCUUUAAACAAGGACUCUUCAGACAAGCCAUCUAUGAUGCCUUUGAACGUUUUCUUCAUAAAUAUGCUAACUAACUGGAUUGAUGUAUAACAUCCUAUUUCCUAUUAAAAGAGUUCACCCUGUGAUGAUGUGAAGAACAAGCAGACAGCACUAUAUACCUAAUUGUUGCCAAAUUAGUCUGUAAGCCAGUGUUUACGGGUCAGUUACCAACUAUAGUAAUGUAAAAGCAGUACUUGAAUCAUACAAUCCUGAAGUAUUUGUUACUCUUUUAGAAAUCUCAUAUAUCUAACAUGACAUCUGUUACUAUUUAUGAAAAUAUUUUAAUUAUGAAUAAUUUAUUGAUUCAGAAUAAAUAGCAACCCUAUUGGUUUUUAAUAGAAUUACUGAAACUAAGAUUGUAACAUCACAUGUACUGUAUAGUGUUAUAUGGCAUUUUGCAAUUAACUUGAUUUUAAAAACCUGUUGUCCAUCAUUUUUUGUCUGUAUAGUGGUUUUAUAAUCUAGUUUUCAACAUCAGAAAUUUACUGCCAUAGAAAUACCUAAGAUAUGUAAGUCACUGUUAGCAUUGAAUUUAUGAAAAUAUCCUGACUUCUGAGCUGUAUCCCUGGAGUACAUACCUGUAAUCCUAACACUUGAGAAGUACAGGCAGAAGGGUCAGAAGUCCAUAAUCCUCCUUUACAUAGCAAAUUUGAGGCCAGCUUGAGCUACAUGAGACCCUGUCUCAAAAAUAUGCCUGGCAUGGUAGCUCUUGCCUUUAUUUGCAGCAGGUGGGAGACAAAGGCAAGCAGAUCUCUAUGGAGUUCAAGGCCAGUCUGAUCUAUAUACCAAGUUGCAGACCUGCCAAAGCUACUUGAUGAGAGUCUAUCUCAAAAAAUAACAAAACAGUAUAAAACCAAAAUCUGGCUGAUUUGUAGAUAAGUGAUAAGUGUUUUUAAUAAUUAAACUGAGUGCUGAACUAUACAAACGAGACUAAUUAAACUAGAGUAGGCUUUAAAUUUUUACCAAAGGUUAGGUCAGAAAAAGUGCCAGGGCUGGGGCCUUGCUUGCCCAGCCUACAUAGGCUCUGAAGCUAGUCCCCAGCGCUGCCAAACAAAAAGAAAAGCUGGAGGUGUUUGGGAGGUAGAAUUCAAGCAUGUUUUCUCUACUUAAGAUACUUUUCUUUUGAAAAAUGGAAAUGACGGAAGAAUUUUGCACUAGUUAGUGGAUUGUCAGGUAAUUCUUAGACACCUGUUCUUCAGUUGCUUAAAAACUGACUUAACAGCUUUGACUUUUUAGUUUCAUAAUUUAAUAGCCACAUAAGAAAUUAAACCAUUGUACAGAAAAACAUGUGGUUUUAUACACUGCUAACUUUUUAAAUGGGAAUUAUAUGGAUAGAUAUUUGGUACAGAUGUUAAACUUCUCUGAGCUAAAAUGUUUAACAAGUAAAUGUGUUUGUGUUUGAAAUCUGUAUUGACCUUCAAUUUAAACUAGGUCUUGCUGAUCUAGUGAGGAUGUGUGGAUUAUAACAUGCCUUUGGCAGCUUUUAUUAAAGAUGCUGUGCCACUCUAAUGUAUCUGUCACUAAAAUUUUUAACAGCUAGUUAAACAUUCUUUCCUGUGAAGUCAUUGAUGGCAAAGUAAUAGCUUUUUGGAAACUACUUUUAAGUAAUACAUUACAGUAUAGCUGUUAGAGCUACAGCAAUUUUGUAUAUUCAGACUAGAACAUUUACUUUUGAUUGCAAGUAUAAAAUGUUCCUUUAGAGUAAAACCUGCCUGGUGGCGUUGGUGCACACCCUUAAUCCCAGCACUAGGGAGGCAAAAGGCGGGCAGAUCUCUGUGUUGGAGGCCAGCCUGGUCUCCAGAGUGAGUUCCAGGCCAGCUAGUGCUACACACAAAGAAACCCUGUCUCCAAAACAAAAGUAAACCCAAAACAAACAAAAAACAAAAGAACUGGUUGCAGAGCCAAGAGCAGUGGCUUGCCCCUUAAUCCCAGCACUGGGAGUCAGAGUUCAAGGCCAGACUGGUCCACAAAAGGGUUCCAGGACAGCUCAGGCUACACUAGGUGUAGCUAGUUGGUAACUGACCCAUAGUACAUGCCUGUAAUUCCAGCAGGAGUCAGAGGCAGAGAAUCAAUCAACCACAAGUUCCAGGCAGUGUGAUGUACAUAAUGUAUUCUAGACCAGCCAGGGCUACCUGUCUCAAAUAAAUUCAUUUUAUCCUUUAAGUGGCUAUUUUAAGAUAGCCACUCACAAAACUACCUAAACUGAUUAAUUCAGAAAAAGUACCUUUACUUACAUUUCUUCAAACCUACUCUCCAAAAUACUGACUCCGGUAUUAUAAUAAAGUCUCAAAUGGCUGAAGUACCUAUUUAACAUAUCAAAGUGAACUUGGCCAGGAGGUUCUCCUAGUAUCCCUCAACCCCUACAGGUUUGCAUACCCCCCUCCUACAUUGAACUCUCCAGCCCCCUACCCUGAACUCUGCAGCCCCCAGUACACACACAAACACACGUGUGUACUCAUGUACAAGUUAUAUAUGCAUAUGUAUAUAUAUAUAUUCUUUGAGAAAUUAAUAUAUUCUCAAAUAAUAUAUUCUCAAAGAAGUCUUGCCUGCCGUUUUCCUGCCACUUCAUGGAUUAGGUCUAUAAAAUACUACAGAUUCAUUCAGACCAGAGUUGCAGGAAGCUAGUCCUCAGAGGCCAGUUUGACCCAGUUUUAUUUGGUAUACAUAAUAGGUGUGCAUUCCCAAUUCUGCUACUGGACGUCUUACAUGUAACUACUAUAUUUCCCACUCAGCCCUACAGACUCUGAAGAUGUAGUUCUAUAAUUAGACUUCAUGAUUUACCAAUGUUAUAUUGUUUUACUGAUGCAUUUUUAAUGUGGUGCUUUCUCUAUUAUAAUACUAACAAUGUGACGAUUUUUAAAAUAUUUUCCAAAUUUUAUAUUUCAUAAUAAAAUCUAUUUUAGAAGUUA
This is a messenger RNA of Meriones unguiculatus (Mongolian gerbil), 6607 nucleotides long. RefSeq names its product abhydrolase domain containing 18 (gene Abhd18). The transcript has 8 exons. NCBI's taxonomy places the organism in Eukaryota, Metazoa, Chordata, Mammalia, Rodentia, Muridae. Bases 2846 to 3733 code for a protein of 295 amino acids. The record is from RefSeq and is a predicted model, not a curated record.